GUGUCGAGGGGGGGGUGUCGAGGGGGUAGCUGAGUAGGGAGCGGUUCGCGGUACGAAGCCCGGCGGCCCGAGUUUGAUCUCCGCUCACGAUCGUGACGACGAUCUGUACCGGUACCUGGGCCUCCCCUAGGUCGACUCGGCCUCAAAUGAGUACCUGGUGCGGUGUGCAGUAAACAUCGCCACUGGGGAGACAAAGGCGGCCGGACGUGGUUGCUGGCCACCCACCCCCUCGUGUGCCGUGCCGGUCUACAUCAGGUGCUCGCUAACAGCACUUUGCCCCUACAGUCUGUGAAGGCGUGUACACGGGGGGGUGGGAGAAGUCCGUGAUUCUGUCCCCCGGACAGCCCCUCACGUGUGUGGUGGCUGACGAGCGGGGAUUGUUUACUUUGUGAUUUGCUCGUGACGAUGGACAAGAAGACGAAGAAGAUCGUGUUCAAAGUGAACGCGUCCUCGCUGGUGGACCUGAAGGCCGAGCUUUACCGCAAGCAGGAGUCUUUCAAGCAGGAGAAGAUCCAUCAAGAGCAAGGACUUCCCAGUCAAAGGCUUCCCAUCAAGAAACCAGGACUUUGGAACAAACAGAAUGUGGGUGUUGCGGAACGUUCCGAGAAGGACCAGAAGGAAAAGACGGAGGAGGAAUUGACUUUGGACAAGGCGAGGGAGAAAUUGGAAGAAAAAGCAAAGCUGUACGACCAGAUGGAGAAGGGUGGCCUGCCUGGUGAGGAGGCAGAGGAGAUGUUCCUGGUGGACUUCACUCAGAAGUUUCUCAACAAACAAAAAGACGCAGUGGUGCAGCGUGGCCUCCGGGAGCAGGAGGAGGUGGUGGUGGGCCCAGACGAAGGGGCAACCAGGGCCAGGCAUCCAAACGGACUGGAGGAGGAGGAGGAGUUGGCUAAAGAUGAGGAUAUUCCAGCACCAUCAAACCCGAGUGAAGAAUGGGUUGACUUUGUGGACUCGCUGGGCCGAUCGAGACGCUGCUUGAGGAAGGACCUGCGUGACUUGCAGGAAAUGGACAAAAAGCUGGCUGGCAGCAGGGGGCCCGUGGCCGGUGAACGGACUCUGCUGUCGGAGGAUAUGCGAAAGGAGAUGGAACGCGAGCGCUGGGAGAAAGAGCAGGAGGAGCUCCGGGCACAGCCAAUUGGUCCUAUCCACUACGAACACCUCCGAGAGCACGAGGUGCGAGAUCUGGGCGUCGGCUACUUUGCGUUUUCCAAGGAUGAGCUCAAGCGCAAGAGACAGAUGGAUACCCUGGAUAUGCUGCGUGAUCAGACACUAGACCAACGCUCCAAGAGAGAGAAGCUGAAGGAAAAGCGGCAGGCCGUGUUGGAGGCCCGGCUGGAGCGAGUGCGACAACGCAAGGGCAAGAAGCCUGGCACGGAUGGGCCUGAAGGAGAGACGCUGGAUGGAGAACAUGUGCGUGCUGGGUCAGAGCCUGCAGAGGAUGUCCUCCAGCCAGGGCCGAGUGCAGGGAAGGUGGACGUCGUGGUACAAGUGAGAAGAGACACCAAGAAGGGAGAAAUGCCACGGGUCCGAGAUUGGGACAAAGGCAAAGACUUCAUGUUGCAGGACUGGCAGAAGGGGCACGGGUCCCAGCAGCGUUUGCCACGCGAUCGACCAGCUGAGUUUGCCCCUCCCACGACUUACUUCAGUGGCAACAAAGCGGGGACCCUUCCCAGCAGCGAGAGGCUGCCCCGUAUGGCCACCCAGGGUCCACGGACAUCCGACUCCUCUCAACACACGCCCGCACAACCACCCACCCAGUUGGAUGAGAUGCUUGCAUUCUACAAGCAGUCGAAUAAAUAAUGUACAGUGUACAGCAUUCUUUUUAUCGUAUCAUUCAUUUGGUAAUCAAGCAAUGUGUGUGCAGUGAGCGAUGGAUAUAGUUACGGGGAUCUGUAUAAAAAAAGGUGUAUAAAAUAAAAUAUUUCCGUUGAUAAUU
Petromyzon marinus (sea lamprey) is the source of this 1936-nucleotide messenger RNA. It is a transcript of the gene CCDC174, whose product is annotated as coiled-coil domain containing 174. Lineage: Eukaryota; Metazoa; Chordata; Hyperoartia; Petromyzontiformes; Petromyzontidae. Gene Ontology annotation, cellular component: nucleus. The record is from RefSeq and is a predicted model, not a curated record.